AUGCCAGCUCUGAAGGACCUGGUGUGCCAGGUCCUGUGGGCUGACACAGGUUCUCCUUUCCCAGAGUAUGGCACACAAUAUGGAGAUGGCGUCGUCGAAUCCUACAUUGCAAUUCCUAACCAUCCUCAACCUUUCACUAUUCAACUGACCUCCCGAAAAUUCAUCUUCGAAGGCCUAUCUAUGAUCGUUUUCAUUGAUGGAAGCUACCAGUGCAAUCGUAACCGGGUCAAUCUGAAGCCUCCCAAGGAAGGCGUGCCGAGGAACAGGACCGAAAUUGAUUUUGUUGUGAGACAAAAGGAAAAAGUAAUCGGUGAUGGAACAUACAUGGGACGUGAAUGGCGCUUUGACGAUUACAAUAUCGUUUCUCAACUGCCACAGGGCGUCAAUGAAAGCCAUUUUGAUGAGCUUGGAACCAUAGAAGUCUUGGUCCUCCGAUGCUGCAUCGGCACUUCAGGAGAAUUUGAGAUGUCUACAGCCUCUUCGGGCGAGGAUAGUGCUGUUCUUGGUGGUGGCGACGAUGAUUCGCAAGAAAGUAAAACAAACAAAUCUGACACGGCGUCGCGGAGGGAAGAGAAUUCCGCAGAGGUCGAAGGCCAACGUGAACUAGAUGGGGUCCUCGGCGGCUUUUCUGGUGGAAUUUUUGACGGACUGGCCGAUCAACCUCCGCUCUCCCUUGGGACUCAAGGUGAUGCCCCUUCAACGAGUUAUCACGGAUGGAACUGGCAACAAGCGCAACACGCGCAUCGGGGACGACCUGCGCCAUAUGGCCUGCAAGAGGGGCAGUUUUACCCACAGAAUUAUUGGCCAGUGUCUGGACGAUAUGAAGAGCCCACUAGAUCAUCGGACAUCUAUCGAGCUCUACCGUCAUCGUCAAUAUACCGACAGCCUGCACUUGGACCUGCCAAACCAGGGCGACAUGUUCACUUUGACUACAGUGCGCCUCAUGUUGGUUCACAUUUUAGAUAUGACGACCGGCCCCUGCAUCGUAGCCAACCAGGUUGCAGAGGUGACAAUGGUUAUGUACGACCGCAAACAGCCUCUGGCCGCUUGGAAUCGACUUCUCGUCGAGGAGCCAAUCCCUGCUCAGACUAUCCACUCCCGCCUCACGAUGGCCACUAUUUCUACAAUGCUGACCAGAAGAUUUACAGUCGGUAUCCUUACACCGAUCAAGGCCAUGGCGGUUACCAACCACGCUCUCCGCCAAAUGGUCCUCCACCUCAGAUAUUCGCCGGUCCUUCCGUCCCCUUGCCACAGCCACAUCCUCAGAAUGCUAGCCUGUCGGCGCCUCAUCCGGCAAUGACUACUUUUCAACCUGACCCUCCACCCGACAGCACUCCAUUGUUUCAUACUCAGGGACCUGGUUUCUUGGACCCUGCGACAGAGCAGAAUAACAUGCUUAACGACUCUCAAAUCGCUGAUACUCAAGAUCCGCCGAACAAUUCAAGCAAUAACGACACUAGCGCUGGUCGGGAUCAAAAGACUGGUGACGAUAAUGCCUGCGAUACCAACAAUGCUGAAAAUAACAAUGCUGGUUGGGAUGAUGGCGACUGGAAUAAUGGGGGAGACGCCAACGAUAACCGUGAUGACUACAACGGGGGCCCGAAUGAUCAAAACCAGAGUGGAAAUGACCAUUCAUGGGACCCAAAUCAGAACAACGGUGGCUGGGAUGGCCGCAAUCAAAAUGCUGGUCGUGGUGGUAACAAUCAAUCCAAUGACUGGAACAAUGACCAAGAUAAUAAUUCGAAUCUCAACAAUCAGUCAAAUCCAGCUGAGCCGCUGCAGACAACUCGAGCUCUUUAUGGUCCUCAUGGUGCUUACUACACCUCGAAAGCCUGUGUCGAAAAUGGCGUUCCGCCUGAUGCGGAGGAAGAGCCAAGAUACGAUGUUCCUCGGAGCAUGGUCGAAGCAAAAGGUAUCUCCAAACAAGUUCAAUCAGGAAAGGGAUACAUCUACACGAAGAAGAGAUGUGUCCCAGAAUACAUCGACAACCUAGAUGAACCAUACGCGAAAUUUGUCUUCAAGUAUCGGACAAAAGAACAACUUAAGAACGAAAUCGGCGUGGACAUUGGAUCCGAGCCCACAGGGAAUGAGGAUGUCAACGCUCUGGAGAACUUGGAUAAGGCAGAACUGAUUCAGAUGGUCCUCAGAGCCAAAGGUGCAUUGGGAGGGUCGAUACCCAGUCCGCCACCAGAGAAAGUCACACCUGCUUCAAUCAACUCUUAUGAACAGGUCCCCGUCACUCCUCCUGAAAUGGAAUUUCUCAGAUACAAUCUGCCACCGACGAGAAAUGUUACCAACCCUGGUCUGGGUAUCCAUCUAUCAAAUCAGUCAAAUGUUCAGAAUCCCGACAGGGGAAAUCCCAAUCAUACCGACUGGAGUAGACAUGGAAAUGCUCAACAAACCAAUGGGAGUAGUGGUGCAAAUAACUGGCGGAAGAACCGCCACCAGCAGAACUCUGGUGGUGGAAACGGUCAAAACAGGGGAGGGGUGGGCUGGGUUCAAACCAACAACGUCGCAAAUAACAACUAUAACAACAGUGGCUGGAACGGACAGCGAAAGACAACUCCUAAGAAGAGUUCAUUCAAUCAGGUACAGGCACAGGCGAAUCAAGCUCAAAAUCAGAAACAACAGAACCUCGACUCGCAGGCCUCGAGGCGUGCUAGAUUUCAAUCUCAAGGCAUGGCAAGCAAGGGGACGACGUACACUCAGACCCCGUCGAACUUACGGCGCAGCUCAGCAAUCAGUUUGUGUGGAGGAAACUGGGCCAAUCCCCCUGCGCCAGCAAAUCUGUCGCCGCAGGUUCAACCUCAAGGCCAGGCUCAACUUCACCCUCCUGGACCAUCAACCGCAUACUCUUUCGUACAGCCCUACGAUGCUGGCGACAGCUGGCCUACGGGACCAAUACUCCCUCCACCACCGCCAAAUAUCGAUAUCACAGGCGUAGGAUUCCUGGGAGGCGGACAGACGCAAUUUACAAAUAUGAAUCUCGAGAAGCCGCCCACGCCUCCUAUCCCGCCUUGUAGUCCAGAGAGCGAGGAUCGUGGCUGGACCAGUGGAGUGAAGCGGACACCUCCUCCUCUUCCAUGGAUGCAGAGCCAGGGCACUGGAGCAGGGAAUUUUGGUGGAGGAGAGGCAGCAGCUCCCCCAGGCGGUUGGUAA
Molecule: messenger RNA, 3159 nt
Organism: Rhinocladiella mackenziei CBS 650.93
Lineage: Eukaryota; Fungi; Ascomycota; Eurotiomycetes; Chaetothyriales; Herpotrichiellaceae
Exons: 2
Coding region: 1-3159 (1052 amino acids)
Source: RefSeq, a predicted model, not a curated record